Molecule: messenger RNA, 2092 nt
Organism: Catharus ustulatus (Swainson's thrush)
Lineage: Eukaryota; Metazoa; Chordata; Aves; Passeriformes; Turdidae
Gene: SLC35A1
Product: solute carrier family 35 member A1
Exons: 8
Coding region: 1-1230 (409 amino acids)
Biological process (GO): pyrimidine nucleotide-sugar transmembrane transport
Cellular component (GO): Golgi membrane
Molecular function (GO): pyrimidine nucleotide-sugar transmembrane transporter activity
Source: RefSeq, a predicted model, not a curated record
AUGUUUGCUGCCAAUGAAACAGUUCCGAAAAGCGGCCGGGUGGAGCAGGAUGCUCUCCAGGAUAUCCAGGCGGGACGGAGCUCCACUCGAUGGUUCGGCGCGGGCGGCGGGGCGCUCUGGGCGGCCGCGUUGCACUCUAUGGUGCGAUGGGAGGAGCGGCGGGGCACGGCGGGCGGCUCUGGCCCGGCGGUCCUGGAGCCUUCGGCAAGCACCAUGUCGGCUCCGAAAGAAAAUGUCAGCUUACUGUUCAAGCUGUACUGCCUCACGGUGAUGACCCUCGUUGCUGCCACGUACACAGUGGCACUGCGGUACACCAGGACAGUAGGGACAGAGCUCUACUUUUCCACGACGGCUGUGUGUGUCACUGAAGUCAUCAAGUUGGUCCUGAGCGUGGGCAUCCUGGCUAAAGAAACUGGAAGUCUGACAAGGUUAAUGACAUCUCUAAAAGAAAAUGUAUUCGGAAGUCCUAAAGAAUUGCUGAAGUUAAGUGUUCCAUCUCUGGUGUACGCUCUCCAAAACAAUAUGGCAUUCGUGGCUCUUAGCAACUUGGAUGCUGCAGUUUACCAGGUGACAUACCAGUUGAAGAUCCCUUGUACAGCUUUAUGUACAGUCCUGAUGCUCAACCGUACACUUAGUAAGUUGCAGUGGUUCUCUGUCUUCAUGCUGUGUGUUGGUGUUACCCUUGUUCAGUGGGAGCCUGCUCAGGCUACAAAAGUACAGGUGGAGCAGAACCCAUGGCUAGGAUUUGGAGCAAUUGCUGUGGCAGUUUUGUGUUCAGGAUUUGCAGGAGUUUAUUUUGAAAAGGUAUUAAAGAGUUCAGACACUUCCUUGUGGGUGAGGAACAUUCAGCUGUACUUAUCUGGGAUUGUGGUGAAUUUAUUUGCUGUGUACAUGUCGGAUGGAGCCAAAGUUCUUGAGAAAGGGUUUUUCUAUGGCUACACAUACUACGUCUGGUUUGUCAUCUUUCUGGCCAGCGUGGGUGGCAUCUACACCUCGGUGGUUGUUAAGUACACAGAUAACAUCAUGAAAGGUUUUUCUGCAGCGGCAGCAAUUGUUCUCUCUACUGUGGCAUCAGUCAUCCUCUUUGGCCUCCAGACAACUCUUACCUUCCUCCUGGGUGCUGCCCUGGUGUGUAUUUCUAUUUACCUCUAUGGAUUACCUCGACAAGACACCACAAAAAUCCAGCCCGCAGAGACUAAGAACUCAAAAGAGAGACUUGCUACUGUGUGAUGUUGUCCAUAAAAAUGGACAGAUGGACAAGAGAAAGAACAGACUUUUAAAAAAACUGCCUUUUUUUUUUUCUUCCAAAAUCAGCCUUAAGCUAGUCAUAAAAUGGUUAAGUGGGAUAGACUAAAAGCAGAAAUUAGUUCUGUUUUACUUGUGGAGUUUCCAGUGGCUAACACUGAGGCUACACUGCAGCUGAGGAGCUGGCUGCGUAUUUUAUGGAAGGUAUUCUUCAUUUCCUUUGACAAUGAAGUCUCAUUUACAAGGAAAACCCAAUGAAGGAACUGAUCACUCAAUUGUACAUAAUGUAUAUAAUGCAGGGAAAUUUGUUCUUUGUGUAUUUGAUAAACUGUCUUGCUCUUUGAGGGCAGAAAUGCCUGAAAGGUUUAUAAAAGAAAACUAUUUAAAAAAGAUACUGCCAGCAUUUUCUCUUAAAAUACUUGGCACUUGCAAUGUGAUUAAUGACAGGAAGAGUUUCUCUUCUAAGGCAGUAAGUAUGAGAUAAUGCAACUCUACAGGUAAUACCCCUGUUUGAGCAUCACCUACCUCAGAGUGAUAAGAGGCAGCCCUUGUUUGGUUUAAGAAGUCAGAUGAAAGACUGAAGCUGUGAAUUUCCUUUUACUCUUUAAAUGUUUUUUAUAUUGGCUGUAGGUAGUAAAGGGAUCUUCUAUGCAUAGUCCAGGGGAGGGUUUGUAUUUGUUCCUGUACCUUUGGCUUAAGUGUGAAUGAGCCAACACAAAGUUUCAAUCUAGAAGAUCUUUUCUGUCAACCUCUCUGUGCAUACAGUUGCUUGAAAAGGGUUCCUGUAAUGCAUGUUUGCCUUUAAUUUAUUAGUACCAGCUGUGUAAUAUCAACCUUCUUCCUCAUC